Messenger RNA from Anguilla anguilla (European eel), 1208 nucleotides. RefSeq names its product trace amine-associated receptor 13c-like. The coding region runs from base 134 to 1135 and encodes 333 amino acids. Lineage: Eukaryota; Metazoa; Chordata; Actinopteri; Anguilliformes; Anguillidae. The record is from RefSeq and is a predicted model, not a curated record. Gene Ontology annotation, cellular component: membrane. Gene Ontology annotation, biological process: G protein-coupled receptor signaling pathway. The transcript has a single exon. Gene Ontology annotation, molecular function: trace-amine receptor activity.
GACCAGCAAGCCACAGUAUGCUACAUCUUCUAUGCGGAUUCAUACAACAAAAUUUCUUUCUUUGUUAGAUUGCCUAAAUUAUGUAUAAUGACGAACCAUUUUAUUGUUCAGUGAAACCAUAACUACUUCCUUCAUGAAUCUCACAGAAGAGCAUCAAGAGGCAGCCUGUGUCCAUUCCAACUUUUCCUGUUUGGGAACUCCACUAACAGCAGCUGAUGCGCUGCUCUAUGUGUCUGUAGCAGUAGUUGUGACACUGACAGUGUGUGGAAACCUGCUUGUGAUCAUCUCCAUCUGUCACUUCAAACAGCUGCAGACACCAACUAAUUUCCUAUUGCUCUCUCUGGCCAUGUCAGACUUUCUUGUUGGGGCAAUUGUGAUGCCGCUCUACUUUACUAUGCUGAUAGAUUCACAGAGGUGCUUUGAUAUAUUGUAUUGCACGAUUUUUAAUGUUGCAGCAUAUUACCUUACUUGUAUAUCAAUUUAUAAUGUCGCUUUAAUUGCAGUGGACCGAUAUCUGGCUCUCUCCAACCCUUUUCACUACUCCAUGAAAAUGACAGUGAAUGUAACUUUGAGGAUAAUAGCCAUACUGUGGUUGUAUUCAUUUAUCUACAUUAUGUUGCUUCUUUAUUUCAAUGAAAAUUUUACUGACAUGAAAGCAAACGUCACAUGUGGUGAGUGUAUUGUUAACGUUAAUACAGUAUGGGCUUUUGUUGACUUUAUAAGUGUAUUUGUUUUACCAUGCUCAAUUAUUAUAUUCAUAUACCUGAACAUUUUUGUAAUUGCUAAAAAGCAUGCAAAUAAAAUAAGGAGUGUCAGAAUGUGCCCAAAAGUGAAUAACAGUUCUAUGGCAUCUGAAAGGAAAGCAGCAAAAACCCUUGGAGUUCUAGUGGCAGUGUUCCUUCUGUGCUUACUACCCUACUAUGUAAGUGUUUUCUUUAAUGUCUAUAUCAGGAACAGAUCUGUGAACCUUGCAGUUUCAAUUUCAUGGACUCUAAUAUAUUUAAAUUCUUCCAUUAAUCCUAUUAUUUAUGCUCUGUUCUAUCCAUGGUUUCAGAGGUCUGUUAAACUCAUGAUAACACUUAAGAUAUGUGGCACAGACUCUUCAGUCUUGCAUGUGCUGGCACAGGAAACAUAAGGACUUAUUAUGUAGUGUGAAUGUGAUGUAAUAACGCCUUUUCAUUUUUUUCAUCCUUGUUUUUCAUUAAUGG